UCACGACGAAACCGGUAGUCCGAACCCAAAACCCACAGUCCCACACCGCCCCCUCCAAGGUUCCAUUUCGCGUCGCCGGUUUCUUCAACUCCCGUGGUGGUCAAGCCCGAGCGCGCGGCAGGGUUUGAGUUCGAUGGCCACUUCCGGUGAUCAAUCGGCUGGCGGCGGCUCUGCGGCGAGGGUGACGAAGCUGAGGUACCCACUGAGGUCGGCGAGCAGGGGUAAGGCGGCCGCGCCCCCGGCGGCGGAUGCGCCUCCCACCGUCUCCGCUCCGAGAAGGGCAAGACAGCCUUCAGAUGUCAGCAAGAGCAUGUGUGUUCUUGACCUUUCUGUGAAGGAUAAAUCAGCCAAACCUCCACGGAGGCACUCAAUACAAACCAAGCCAGGAGCUAGUCCCAGGCCAACUCCUUCUGGAACUGUCACUCCGGUGUCUGGGGUUCGGUCAAGGAGAUUGGACAGCCAGGGGAGGUUUGAUACUCCGACAUCAGAAAUGUCCAUGCCCACUGCAAGGCGCAAGUUCAGCACACUGUCCUCAAUCUCAUACUGGAUGACACAGAUCAGGCUGGCAGAGGCUGCUUCCAAGCACUCGGUGUCUCUAGGCUUCUUUAAGCUUGCUCUUGAAUCAGAAUGCGAGCCUGUGGAUCGGAUGAGGGAAGAACUCAAGUCCUACAUAGUCCGGCAUGGCCUGUCAGCAGAACUGGAGGACCCAGUGAAGGACAUUCUACAGGUUUAUGAUAUUGUGGAGGAUUUUGAGAAGCUGAAGAUCUCUGCAGGUCCCUCACAGCAACCAAAAAAGUCUGACAAGGCUGUUGUGCUUACUACCACCAAUGCGUCACCAAAUGGUAACCUGAAGCCAAGGUCACUGAACUCUGAUGCAACUCAAAAUAAGGAAGCUGGAAAGAAAGAGAACAUUCAGAAGAUAAAGCCUGAUGCAAAGGUCAGAGGCUCCUAUAACAGGAAUCCAGCCAAAAGCACCACUGCCAAGGAAGUAGUUGCCAAAAACACUAGUAAGAAAACUAAGAAACAGGCCAAGGGUCAGCAGGAAAUUUGCAGUGGAGAUAGUGAGGCUUUGGCAGUCCCUCCAGAUCAGGAGUCUGUCGAUGUGAAGGAGAUUACACAUGUAGAUAAAGAGAACAGGGGAUAUUCUGAAAUGGCUAUGGAUGCUGGAGUAGCCCAGGAGAUCUAGAACAGCCGGAUCGACUUCAGAUUCAAUCCUAUUUUAUCGCUGAAGAUGAAGUACCAGUGUGUGCUGCUUGUUUUGGUUUCCAUUGUUAAUAUGUUUCUGGAGCUUGUCUAUGUGAUUGCCAAACCGUAAACAGGUCUUUAAGAUUGUCUGCGUGAUUUCCAUACCUGCUUGUAUUCCUUUAUUAGGUUUGCAGCUUUGCAUGCGCUAGUCGUGCAUCUGAAUAUAGUUGAUUUUUUAUGUGUAA
Molecule: messenger RNA, 1430 nt
Organism: Phragmites australis (common reed)
Lineage: Eukaryota; Viridiplantae; Streptophyta; Magnoliopsida; Poales; Poaceae
Exons: 6
Coding region: 134-1186 (350 amino acids)
Source: RefSeq, a predicted model, not a curated record